GUUAUAGGCCGCUGGGCAAGGGGCAGCGCCGUAUAGAACUACGUGUCCCAGAGUGCCGCGGGGAGACGCGGGCCAAUGAGCAGUGGGCGUCUUGGUGCAGCGCUCAGGCGCACUGGGGCCGGUGCCUGGGGAUUCAUGUGGAGGAGGGACGUUUUAAAGGGGCUGGAACUGGACGUGUGAAAUGGCUGCGAAGGUAUUUGAAAGCCUUGGGAAGCUUGGCCUGGGCUUGGCUGUUGCAGGUGGAGUUGUCAAUUCUGCUCUUUACAAUGUUGAUGCGGGCCACAGAGCUGUCAUCUUUGACCGAUUCCGUGGGGUCCAGGAUACAGUGGUAGGAGAAGGUACCCACUUCCUCAUCCCCUGGGUACAGAAACCCAUCAUUUUUGACUGCCGCUCUCGCCCCCGUAACAUUCCCGUGAUCACUGGCAGCAAAGAUCUACAGAAUGUGAACAUCACGUUGCGUAUCCUGUUUAGACCAGUGACUGCCCAGUUACCACGGAUUUUCACCAGUAUUGGAGAGGACUACGAUGAGCGUGUCCUGCCCUCAAUCACAACUGAAAUCCUUAAAUCUGUUGUGGCUCGCUUUGAUGCUGGAGAAUUGAUCACUCAGAGAGAGCUGGUCUCAAGACAAGUGAGCGAAGACCUCACGGAGAGAGCAGCAACCUUCGGGCUCAUUCUGGAUGAUGUGUCCUUGACCCAUCUGACCUUUGGCAAGGAGUUCACAGAGGCAGUGGAGAUGAAGCAAGUGGCCCAGCAAGAAGCAGAAAGAGCCAGAUUCAUUGUGGAAAAGGCUGAGCAGCAGAAGAAAGCAGCUGUCAUCUCUGCUGAGGGAGACUCAAAAGCAGCAGAGCUGAUUGCCAAUUCACUGGCCACUGCAGGCGAUGGUCUUAUUGAGCUGCGCAAGCUUGAGGCAGCUGAAGACAUCGCAUACCAGCUCUCGCGGUCCCGCAACAUCACCUAUCUGCCCUCUGGACAGUCUGUGCUCCUCCAGUUGCCACAGUGAACCUGGCUCUGCAGCCAUAGCUAGCCUGGUCACCUCUACUUACUAGAUCAGCCCUUUCCAAAAGAAUCUUUGCAAUUUCCUCAUUGGCAAAAGCAGAGGAAAUUAAAAUUCAACCCAUUUUGAAUUCUUAAUCAAAUAAAACUGAACACUCUUGACAGCAAA
Falco peregrinus (peregrine falcon) is the source of this 1162-nucleotide messenger RNA. It is a transcript of the gene PHB1, whose product is annotated as prohibitin 1. The record is from RefSeq and is a predicted model, not a curated record. Bases 182 to 1000 code for a protein of 272 amino acids. Gene Ontology annotation, cellular component: membrane; mitochondrion. The transcript has 7 exons. NCBI's taxonomy places the organism in Eukaryota, Metazoa, Chordata, Aves, Falconiformes, Falconidae. Gene Ontology annotation, biological process: mitochondrion organization.